Messenger RNA from Centrocercus urophasianus (Greater sage-grouse), 2286 nucleotides. It is a transcript of the gene PHACTR3, whose product is annotated as phosphatase and actin regulator 3. NCBI's taxonomy places the organism in Eukaryota, Metazoa, Chordata, Aves, Galliformes, Phasianidae. The transcript is spliced from 13 exons. The coding region runs from base 1 to 1761 and encodes 586 amino acids. Gene Ontology annotation, molecular function: actin binding. Gene Ontology annotation, biological process: actin cytoskeleton organization. The record is from RefSeq and is a predicted model, not a curated record.
AUGGCUGCAUCGGAAGAAGGGCCCGGCUGCUUUCUCCCGCGAGGCAGAUCGCAGAGUGACCCCAGCAUCCUCACCGAGCCCGCGGGCCCCGGAGCCGGGGAGCACGCAGAUGAGAUGGAGCAGUCUCCUGCAGUGCGUUCUGACUACUUGGUCUCAGGGAUUAGAACUCCACCAGUGAGGAGAAACAGCAAACUGGCAACACUGGGCAGGAUCUUCAAACCCUGGAAGUGGCGGAAAAAGAAAAAUGAGAAGUUAAAGCAGACCUCUGCAGUGCUGGAGAAGAAAAUGACAGCACGACAAGGUCGGGAUGAACUCAUUAAGAAAGGCCUUCUGGAAAUGAUGGAACAGGAUACUGAAGGAAAAGCCUGCACUGGUGAUGAUACCACAAGAGCAAAACAGAGUGACACUCCAGCUUGUGUGCCCGUGUGCCAGGCACUCGACUCUGAAGAGAUGCAGCAAGAGAGUACAACAGCAGCCACGACAGAUGUAACCUCACUUAGUGAAGAGCUGCAUUUGGAUGAGCUGAAAGAAGAUGCAGCCAAGAAACCUUCAGCACCCAAGGAAGAAUUGGAAGAUGCCAGUCUGCCAGCAUCUGAAGACAGUCCACAAGCCUUACUUGCACCUGAAACCACAGAUUCUCCCCAGAAACCGACAGAAGGAAAUCCAGUGCAGCUUCCCAGCCCUCCAUUGCUCCCAGCUCCACCACCUAAGGCAAUCUCCAAAAUCACAAAGAGUGUCACAGCAGGAAGCGACACAGAUGACCCAGCCAUGAAGUCUCCUCCUUCCACUAUCCUGAAGAAUUAUGUAGUUGUUGGCUCCUCUCAAAUCUCAGGACAAGCUGGCCUCUUCCAUUCCUCUGGCCAGAAAAGCUCCGAGUCGCACGUCAGAGGACAGGUAACAACGCCGACUGGCUCCCCUCACCUGGCUGCUGUCCACCUGCCUUUACCUCCCAGCAGAGUCAUUGAAGAACUCCACAGGGCUCUGGCCACCAAACACCGGCAGGACAGCUUCCAUGGAAGAGAAAGCAAAGGCUCUCCAAAAAAAAGAGUGGAUGUCCGUCCAUCCAGAACGUCUAGCAUUGAGCGCAACAAAGAAAAGGAGAACUCCCUGAAUUACAGCAGUGAUACAGAAAAUAAGAGGAAUUCAGUUAAAGAGUCAGAUGAGAACAAAGAAAACAUGAUAAUGAACUCAGAGCUUAAGGAAGACUCUGUUUUUUAUCAGGAUGAGGAAGUUUUGAAUGACUCCAUUAUUUCUGGUACUUUGCCAAGAAAAUGCAAGAAAGAACUGUUGGCAGUAAAACUACGAAACAGACCAAGCAAGCAGGAGCUGGAAGACAGGAAUAUUUUCCCAAGGAGGACAGAUGAGGAAAGACAGGAAAUCCGGCAGCAAAUUGAAAUGAAGCUCUCAAAGCGACUCAGCCAAAGACCUGCUGUUGAGGAGCUAGAAAGAAGAAAUAUACUUAAACAACGAAACGAUCAAACUGAGCAGGAAGAAAGAAGGGAAAUCAAACAAAGACUGACAAGAAAGCUUAACCAGAGACCUACAGUAGAUGAACUAAGAGACAGAAAGAUCCUGAUUCGAUUCAGUGAUUAUGUAGAAGUGGCAAAAGCACAGGACUAUGACAGACGAGCAGAUAAACCAUGGACAAGACUAUCAGCAGCCGAUAAGGCAGCAAUUCGGAAAGAGCUAAAUGAAUACAAAAGCAAUGAAAUGGAAGUACAUGCAUCAAGUAAACAUUUGACAAGAUUUCACAGGCCGUAGAAAUUUUCUUCUGAGAAGAAUCUGCCCUUACUUUUUGAUAUUGCUGCUGAACACGCGUCAGGGAAUCAUCUUUCCCUAAUGUUCAGUCCUGGGUACCUUGAUGUUUAUGAGAAAGGAGGACUGCGGAUGAAAACUCUGCAGCACUUCAAUAAAGAGGGAAACACCAGAGAUGUUCUUCACCUUGAAGCCAGAAGAGCAAUGGCCUGUUGAAUGGGAUUAGCUGCUGAAAAAGACUGAAGUAAAACUACUUGAAAGAACCUACUACUCUCCUUUACCACUUGUUUUAAACUGUUUUGCAGUCUAUCAUGGAAAAGGAGAUGUGCAUGUACAGGCUUUACCAUUCCAAGGCCUCUGACAUAAUGGACAUGACGCACUGUCAGUCAGUAUUACGUUGACAAGACAUUUUGAACUUACCACAAUUAGUUUGUAAAACGCUUAAGUUCAUGUUCUAAAAACUAAUUUAAUGUAUUAUAAUUUCAUUCUUUUUUUAUAUAUUGUCUAACAAACACAGCUGCAAGCAUUUUU